Molecule: messenger RNA, 1119 nt
Organism: Lachancea nothofagi CBS 11611
Lineage: Eukaryota; Fungi; Ascomycota; Saccharomycetes; Saccharomycetales; Saccharomycetaceae
Source: the annotation of a GenBank genome assembly
AUGCUCAGAUUAUGCCGGCCAAUCUGGGGGGCUCGGGGUCUAUCAAAAACAGUCAAAACGACCGACUACAAGAUAAAUACCACUAACAUCCCAGAAAACUCAGUCAUAUUCAGUAUGGUUCAACCAACAGGCAGGUUCCAUUUGGGAAACUACCUUGGAUCAGUGAGAGUUUGGAAAGACUUGUGCGAUUUAAAAAGGCCUGAUUGUAAGCUCAUCUUUGGAGUUGCAGACUUGCAUGCCAUCACGAUUCCAAUUCCAAACGGACAGAAAUUGCGACAAAAUCGAGCAGAAGCUACAGCAAGUAUUUUGUCGCUGGGGAUCGACCCUUCAAAGGCGAUUAUUUUCAACCAGUCGCAAGUACAUCAACAUGCGGAGCUUCACUGGCUUUUGUCUACGUUGGCACCUAUGGGGCUCUUGAACCGCAUGACACAAUGGAAGUCCAAAUCCAAUCUCAAAUACGGCGCAGAUGAAGAAUCCUUAGGAAAUGUGAAAUUGGGACUCUUUUCGUAUCCAGUCUUACAGGCAGCGGAUAUACUACUUUAUCACUCAACACACGUCCCGGUGGGCGACGAUCAAGCCCAGCACUUGGAGUUGGCCCGUACACUAGGUCAAAGCUUUAACAGAAUGUUCAAAAAAGAAGCUCUGGUUCUACCAACUACCAUUCUGGCCCCCACAAAGCGUAUCUUAAGCCUGCUGGACCCAACAAGCAAGAUGUCCAAAAGCGAUUCUAAUCAAAAUGCUACAAUAUACCUGAAUGAGGAACCUGACUCUAUAGUCAACAAAGUCAAAAAGGCCAUGACUGACUCGAUCUCUCAUUCAUUCUAUUACGAUCCGAACACUCGUCCUGCUGUCUCCAAUCUCAUAAAUAUUGUCAGCGGAAUUCAACGAACAUCCAUAUCGGAAGUGGAAAAAGAUAUUUCCCAUUUCAGAAGCCAUAGCGACUUCAAGAAAUAUGUCUCCGAGAUCCUGGUUGAAGCCCUUCGCGAACCGCGAGAGAAUUUCAACAUGUAUAUAAAGGAUCCUCAUUAUUUGGAACAAGUCAGUAAAAAGGGCGCCGAAGCUGCUUCAGAGCUUGCCGAAAAAAACUUGAAACAGAUUAAAGAUUUAAUGGGCUUUUGA